AUGUGAAGCUGCAGAGCAGAAGCAGAAGGUACCACUGGGAACUCUGAAGAAAGACUUGAAAUCACAGGAGGAAAAGCAGAAACAACUGACAGAGAAAAUCCGCCAGCAGCAGGAAAAGCUGGAAGCUCUGCAGAAAACCACUCCAAUUCGAUCUCAAGCUGACUUAAAGAAACUGCCUCUGGAAGUGACCACACGCCCUGCAGGGGAGAACACCCACUCACAGACCCGACCUCAGCGCCCGCGAUCUCCUCCUUUACCUGAUGUCAUCAAGAACGCUCCCAGCAGACCACCACCACCUACGCCUCUUCCCAAGUCCAUCAGUCAGCUCAAAAAGAGUUCUUCAGCUUGGCCAAAUAUCAGCACUCCCAAACUGGCAAGCAUGCUCUCCAAGGAGGAGGCCAGCACUUCCAGGACACACCAGCACACUGUGACAACUGGAAAGUCAAACAGCACUUUAAAAACUCUUGCCAAAUCAGGUACAACCUCGAAACCACCCUCUGCUGUGGGGCAGAACCCCAAAAGCUCACGUGAGACACCCAGUCCAAAAGCUGCCAAGGUGCCAGCACUGAAGAAAUCUGCCGCUGUGAAAUGCCCACAGGCCUCCACCACUCGGAAGAGGACCUUGAACACAACUGAGGACGGGUCUGAGGAGGAGGGAGAGCACAAAAAGGAGAAAACAAAACGGGGCAAAUUUGUGCCAGUGAAAGAGGAGAAGAAGGAUUCCAGUGAGGUGGUGGUAGAGCUCACAGACAGUGCCGGGGAAGAAGAGCUGGCAGAACUGAAGAAAGCUCAGAAAGACAAAGGGCUGCGUGUGGAAGUGCGUGUGAACAAGGAGUGGUUCACAGGCCGUGUCACAGCUGUGGAGAUGGGCAAGCAUGCAGUACGCUGGAAGGUGAAGUUUGAUUAUGUUCCUACAGACACCACACCAAGGGAUCGCUGGGUAGAGAAGGGCAGUGAGGAUGUGAGGUUGAUGAAGCCUCCCUCUCCCGAGUACCAGGCUCCAGAUAGGCAGCAGGAAGAGGAGGUUGUUGUGGCUGAACCUUCUACCUCAGACUGUGUCAGAAUUGAGCCAGACACCACUGGUCCCAGCAGCAGCCAAGAAACAGUAGACUUACUAGUCCAGAUCCUUCGAAAUUGUUUGCGGUACUUCUUACCUCCAAAUUUUCCUGUCUCCAAGAAGGAGCUGAGUUCCAUGAGCUCGGAAGGGUUGUUGGCGUUUCCCUUGAAAGAAUAUUUCAAACAGUAUGAGGUAGGUCUGCAGAACCUGUGCAAUUCGUAUCAGACACGUGCCGACGCCCGGGCCAAAGCCUGUGAAGAGAACCUCCGCAACUCAGAGAGAAAGCUGAGGGAAACGGAGGAGAAACUGCAGAAGCUGAGGACUAACAUCGUGGCCCUUCUGCAGAAAGUGCAGGAGGACAUUGAUAUUAAUACAGAUGAUGAACUGGAUGCGUAUAUCGAGGACUUGAUCACUAAAGGAGAUUGAGCAGCCCCAGUACAAGUCGUAGAGACAUGCCGAGGAGCUGGUUGCUGCGAUGGGAGAUGUGGAUUCCUGCAGCGGAGGACUAUGGCUGCUGUUGAGAGAGAGGGUUUUUAGACAGUACUUGUGUUGGUGUACAACUUGUUCUUGUGACUUUACAUGGAAAAAGACAUUUGUGCUGUUGGCAGGAAGAUUUUUAACAUUGUAGUUCUCCAAAUCUCUUCCUUUUGUUUAUAAAUAUUUAUUUUUAAAAGAA
This is a messenger RNA of Balearica regulorum gibbericeps (East African grey crowned-crane), 1733 nucleotides long. The record is from RefSeq and is a predicted model, not a curated record. NCBI's taxonomy places the organism in Eukaryota, Metazoa, Chordata, Aves, Gruiformes, Gruidae.